Molecule: messenger RNA, 2100 nt
Organism: Penicillium soppii
Lineage: Eukaryota; Fungi; Ascomycota; Eurotiomycetes; Eurotiales; Aspergillaceae
Product: beta-N-acetylhexosaminidase
Exons: 1
Coding region: 1-2100 (699 amino acids)
Biological process (GO): carbohydrate metabolic process
Molecular function (GO): beta-N-acetylhexosaminidase activity
Source: RefSeq, a predicted model, not a curated record
AUGAAGUGGUUAUUCACCUUUGCUGCAGUCGCGUCCGCGCUGCAGACCCUACCUCCAGUGCACUUCGAAAACACAAACUCCUACGGAUUUUCACUAGAAACUGCCAACCGGACAAUCUACCUAGAUGCCACUUUCGCGUCUUGGAAAGACCAAAAUGGGUUGACCCUGAUCCCUCCAUCGGCUCACGACUUUGCGAGUACAUUCAGGGAUGAUUUGCAGGAGUUGACCAACAGUUCCUGGGAGCUUCGAACGGUCAAUAAAUUCCCCACACACGCGUCAGGCAUAUUUCUCGGUCGCGCGGAUCGUGCAAACCAAUUCACCUACGAGAACGGCCGCGAAACCGAGGAGGGAUAUGAGUUGAAGGUUCAUAAUGACAGUGUGUUUAUUCGAGGCUCCGGGGCGCGUGGCAUGUGGUGGGGGACGCGAACCCUUCUCCAACAGCUUGCCUUGACACCGUCGUCCAUACAAUCCGGUCGCGUGGAUGAUGUGCCCGCCUAUGCGACUCGAGGGUUCUUGCUUGACGCUGGCCGCAAGUGGUAUUCGCUGGAGUUCCUGAAGGAUCUGUGCACCUAUGCCUCGUUCUUUAAGAUGUCCGAGUUCCAUUAUCAUGCGACCGACAACUUCCCAUUGAGUCGUGGUCCCAAUGUGAAUUGGAAUCAGGUCUACUCCCAAUUCGCGUUACAUCCCGAGAACCCAUCCCUCCAGCCGCUCGUCCAGCGUGCCAAUGAAACGCUGUCGCGUGCCGAGUUCGAUGAUUUUCAGCACCAUUGUGCCCAACGUGGUGUCACAGUGAUUCCCGAAAUCGAAAGUCCUGGCCACUGUCUCACGGUUACGAAAUGGAAACCCGAGUUAGCUUUGGACUCUAGGGACUUGCUCAAUCUUACGCACCCGGAGACCGUUCCGUUGAUGAAGUCUAUCUGGACUGAAUUUCUCCCCUGGUUCCACACAAAGCAGGUGCAUAUCGGCGCCGAUGAGUACGAUGCCGCUCUUGCUGAUGACUACGUUGGGUUCGUGAAUGAGAUGUCCCGAUUCAUCCAACAGACUUCUGGCAAGAGUGUCCGCAUAUGGGGCACAUAUGAACCCUCAAACUUUACCAUCGAUCGGAAUGUCACAAUUCAACACUGGCAGUAUGGCCAAUCUGACCCCGUUGACUUGGCUCGCAACGGGUACCAGGUCAUCAACUCCGAGGAUUGGUGGGCAUAUAUGUCGCUGAAGAGCAAUCAUGUGCCUAUCACCCCAGCCCCGUAUCCCCAGUUCUUCAAUAACGCCCGGGUUGUCAACUUCGCUGACCGCAAGGGAUGGCAAUGGAACCCUCAGCUCUUCAACCCAGUGAACACGACCGAACAACCAGGGGCUGAUGGUGUGCCAGGAGCUCUGCUGGCUGCUUGGAACGACAGCGGCCCAGACGCCACUACCCAGCUUGAAGCCUUCUACGCCAUUCGUGAUGGUAUUCCGGUCGUCGCAUCUCGAUCGUGGUCUGGACCUCGUGGCCCUCGCUUGAACGAGCAAAAUUUGGACAAAUCCAUCGCUAAAUUGACUGCUCACGCAGUGGGUCAAAAUCUUGACCGACGACUUGCGGGCGAAGGCAACCACCAAACCUUGUUGUCAUGGAGAAGACCAAACACAUACGACCAGGAAAAAUAUGAUCUAGGCUAUGGCAGCAAGGGCAUGGAUUACACCCUUCAGCUAGAGAUUACGGGACCAUUCUCUUUGCAAUCGUCUGACGGAAGUCUCACACUAUCAUCCAAUGGCGAAUUGACUUUUUUGUCUGACGGAUGGCCCUAUCCUCUUCGCUCUGUUGCGGAAGCCGACGGUUUCGACGAAGAUCAGCCCGGAAGAAUCUGGGCUAAUAAGACCACCUCAACCCAUGAGGUUGUGAAUGUUCCUCGCAACUCAAAAGUCACCAUCUCCACAACGGCGAAGAUGGGAAGCCGUGUGUGGGUUGACGGUGUCUUUGUCGGCAGAUUUGAGGUUUUCAUAUAUGGCGGAAAGAAUCAAGUUUUCUCUUGGAACCAGAUGGCGUUUGUCGCACCCUUGGAAACCUUAGAAGGCUCAGGUUUGCAGCAUAUGAAGCUCCUCCGUGGUUCCAUUCGUGAAUGA